UGGUGGGGCGCCGGGUCCAGCCUGUUGCUGAUGCUGCCGCGGGGUAUUCGUCAUGGAGCUGGCGCCGCGGAGCUCUCCGGUUCCUCUGCUGCUGCUGCUUCUGGGCCUGAGCACGGGAGCUGUCAUCGACUGGCCCGAAGAGGACGGCAAGGAAGUAUGGGAUUAUGUGACUAUCCGGAAGGAUGCCCACAUGUUCUGGUGGCUCUAUUAUGCCACCAGCCCCAGCAAGAACUUCUCAGAACUGCCCCUAGUCAUGUGGCUUCAGGGUGGUCCAGGUGGUUCCAGCACUGGAUUUGGAAACUUUGAGGAGAUUGGGCCCCUUGACAUUGAUCUCAAACCACGAAGAACUUCCUGGCUCCAGUCGGCCAGUCUCCUAUUUGUGGAUAACCCUGUGGGCACUGGGUUCAGCUACGUGAACAAGAGUGACGCAUAUGCCAAGGACCUUGCCACUGUGGCGUCAGACAUGAUGGUUCUCCUGAAGACCUUCUUCAGUAGCCACAAAGAAUUCCAGACGAUUCCAUUUUACAUUUUUUCCGAGUCCUAUGGAGGAAAAAUGGCUGCUGGCAUCAGUCUAGAACUUUAUAAGGCCAUUCAACAAGGAACCAUCCAGUGCAACUUUGCCGGGGUUGCUUUGGGUGACUCCUGGAUCUCCCCUCUUGAUUCGGUGCUCUCCUGGGGACCUUACCUGUACAGUGUGUCUCUUCUUGACAACCAAGGUCUGGCAGAGGUGUCUCAGGUUGCAGAACAAGUGCUGGAUGCUGUAAAUAAGGGACAUUACAAAGAGGCCACCCAGCUGUGGGAGAAAGCAGAAAUGGUCGUUGAAGAGAACACGGAUGGGGUGAACUUCUAUAACAUCUUAACUAAAAACACUCUCAUGUCUACAAUGAAGUCAAGCCUAGAAUUCACCCAGAGUCACCUAGUUCGUCUUUCCCAGCGUCACGUGAAAUACCUACAACUGGACGCCUUAAGUGAGCUCAUGAAUGGUCCCAUCAGAAAGAAGCUCAAAAUCAUUCCUGAGGAUUGCUCCUGGGGAGGCCAGGCUACCAAUGUCUUCCUGAACAUGGAGGAGGACUUCAUGAAGCCGGUCAUCAGCAUUGUGGACGAGUUGCUGGAAGCCGGGGUCAAUGUGACGGUGUAUAACGGACAGCUCGAUCUCAUCGUGGACACCAUGGGUCAGGAGUCCUGGCUGCGGAAACUGAAGUGGACAGAACUGCCCAAAUUCAAUCAGCUGAAGUGGAAGCCCCUGUACUGUGACCCUAAAUCUUCAGAAACGUCUGCUUUUGUCAAGUCCUACAAGAACCUGUCUUUCUACUGGAUUCUCAGAGCCGGGCACAUGGUUCCAUCCGACCAAGGGGACAUGGCUCUGAAGAUGAUGAGGCUGGUGACUCAGCAAGAAUAGGAUGGAGUGGGCUGGAGGUGAGCUGACUUGGCCUCAGGGCACAAGAGCUGAAGCCGGCACCCUGAAGCUGUAGGAAGCACCGACCUCCCCAGGAAUCCGACCUGGACUGUGAUUGUCCCUGUCAGCUUCCACACAGAACAAAAUCAUUGCCUCUGUGGCAGCUUGGAGAUCUUUUUUUUUAAUGAAUUUGUUUUCAUCAACAUGAAGGAUUGAAAUAGAUUAACAUUUUCUUAUUACAAAAGCAAAUUAUGAGGCCGGCCCCGUGGCUUAGCGGUUAAGUGCGUGUACUCUGCUC
Molecule: messenger RNA, 1694 nt
Organism: Ceratotherium simum simum (southern white rhinoceros)
Lineage: Eukaryota; Metazoa; Chordata; Mammalia; Perissodactyla; Rhinocerotidae
Source: RefSeq, a predicted model, not a curated record